CCCAUCGGCCCCUCCUCUCUCUCCCCUCCGCACAAGCCCUCGCACCCCGUGCUUUUUUUGCCCCACUCCAUCCACCCUGCCACAUCCCCCCGUCGUCACCGCCACCGCCGCACCACCCACACCCGCCGGCACCUCGCCUGGGAUCCCCCCACACAACCAUGCCGCCCAAGCGUGACGUUCACCUCCAAACCGGCGAGACCGCGGAGUUCCCCAUUACCUGUUCCAAGUGUCUCGGAGACAACCCGUACAUUCGGAUGACGUGCGAGUCCAUGGGUAAGCAGUGCAAGAUCUGCGACCGCCCGUUCACCGUCUUCCGUUGGAGUGGCGGAGACACCGGGCGCUACCGGCGGACGGAGAUUUGCCAAGUAUGCACGCGUGAGAAGAACAUCUGCCAGUCGUGUGGUCUGGAUCUGGAGUUCGGCCUCGCGCCGCACAUCCGCGACCGGGCGCUCAAGAUGACGGAGUCUCUGCCGCAAAACCUCAUCAACCGCCAGUACCACAUCCAAAACCUGGAGGCCAAGCUGGCCGGGGAUGAGUCUGCCCAGACCGAUGGCGGGGCGGAGUUCUUUGCCGAACGCCGGGCUAUCAAGUCUGACGUGGUGGACCACCUGACCGGCAAGGCGCUCGCAUUGCUUGAGCAGGCCGAUCCCGUCGAGGGCAAGGUCAGUGAGGAUGUUCUCAGCUCGCUGAAGACCUUCGAUCCGCGCAUGCGCUUCCAGGGCCUGGGUGGGUCGACCGGCCGGCCGACUGUCGGGGCCGAGCCUCCAGCCGAUCCCACAUUCAAGCGCCUGUUUGUCUCCAACGUCUCGGACUCGGUGUCCAACCAGGCCAUCAUCGAUGCGCUUGCCCCUGUGACGCAGGUCCAACGGGUGGUCGUCAGCCGGGAAAAGCGCUGUGCCUUUGUCGAGUGCGCCACGCGCGCCGGGGCUGAGAAGGCCGUCGGAUCUUUCUUCCGGUCGGGGCUUACCACUGCCUCUGGGGAACGCUUGCGCGUGUCGUGGGCGCGUUCCGCUGGCGGGCGUCCGGUCGCCGGCAACCGCGAGCACGGCUCCGGCGCCCCGCCCGGCAGUGAGGCCAACUUCGACACUGUCUUCCGCCUGGCUCCUCCGCCCGGGCAGCAGAAUGGCAAGCGCUCGGCCCUGCACCUGGCCUCUACCCAGGCUGACCGCCAUGGCUCGACGCUGGGUGGGCCUCAGUCGACCGGCAAAUCGACCGAGGGGGAGCCCGUCCUUUCGGGCCAGACCACGGUCCCCGGUGGGCGGGGCACCAAGCGCCAGCGCAAUUAGACUGCGGCGGGACGCGCUGUCCCCCAGUACGCGCCAAGAUUGGCCACUCUGCGCUCCCUCCGGGGGCCCCCUGGCCCUUUGGCUUUCUUUUUUGCCCGUCCCUCUUUCUCUCGUGCAACUGUGCCCCUCUUUGUGCCUCGCCGCCAUCCCUUGCGUUACCCCGAAGGGGGAAAAUAUACAUGACAAUUUCUUCUA
Molecule: messenger RNA, 1481 nt
Organism: Fonticula alba
Lineage: Eukaryota; Rotosphaerida; Fonticulaceae
Exons: 4
Coding region: 159-1286 (375 amino acids)
Cellular component (GO): Prp19 complex; U2-type catalytic step 2 spliceosome; U2-type catalytic step 1 spliceosome
Molecular function (GO): pre-mRNA binding; U6 snRNA binding
Source: RefSeq, a predicted model, not a curated record